AUGGAUCAAGUUCUUCAAGAUAAUGCCCAGCUUGGCAACAAGAAGAAAGUGCCAAGUGAUUUGGUUAUGUCUAUGAACGUGAUCCUAUACUGCAGUGAGCUCGAUAUUGAGAUAGUUGGUAUUGAGCUGAUCGACUUCUCCCUCAUCGUCCUCAGCAUAUAUCGCUCGCCCGAUGGACAGGUUCAACAGUUCUUCGAUCUGCUCGACCAGUGUCUAGACUACCUUGCUGGUUUCAAGAAAAACAUUAUCUUGGGCGGAGACUUUAACAUAACCCUCAACGCCAAUGAUGUAGUGGCCAGUGACUUCGCAGAUCUACUACGCUCUCAUGGACUGUUCAUCACGAGUCUUCUGCCUACGCGUGGACCUCGCUGCCUUGAUACAGUGGCCACAGAUCUUAACACAUGGGAUUACCAGGUUUGGACAACUGAACCAUAUGUGGCGGACCAUCAAGCGGUUCUCAUGAAAGCCAACUCCAGUAUGGUUCCCUGGGAUGAUGUGCUAUACCAUAAGCAAGCCGAAUCGGCUUUUGAGGCAUUUUUUGAGGCAUACAUUUCAGUUUUUAAUACUUUUUUCCCCGUAAAAGUCAGCAAAAAGGUGAACCCUCAAACCAAAAAAAAACCGCUCAGGCCUAAGGACAAAACUUGGUUUACUGCCGAGUUGAAGCAGAUUCAAAUGUUUGUGCUAGCAUUCAGGGAUAGAUACAUGGCGGCGGAGACUCUCGCCAAUAGGGACCAUUUCUAUACUCUUUACACCAGAGCUAAAAGGUUGUAUAGGAUUAAAAUAGAUCAGGCAAAGAAAGCUUCAAAUGUGAGGCUAAUUGAAAGCUCGCUUAAUCCUUGCAAGGCGGUAUGGAAUUUGGUCAACAACAACCGUGAUACUGGUCAAGUGCUGUCACCUGCCUCUAAAUGUACUGCUAGUCCCGAUGACUUCAACACCCAUCUCAUCGGUACUGUAGCGGGCAUAGUAGGCCUCGCUCCUGUUGAUAGCAACGAAAUAGUCAAAGACAUACAGUCUCCCGAUAUCAACCUUUCAACCUGGCAACCUCUUACACCAGAGAGCCUUGUCACCAUGGUAGGCCAUUUUAAGACCUCUCACAGCCCCGACAUAUAUGGAAUGACUACUGUCAUCCUAAAGCACACUAUAAACAUUGUUGCCAUACCUCUUUGCCAGGUCCUGAACUCCUGCCUAAGUGCCGGAAUAUUUCCUAGAAUCCUAAGGGUGUCUAGAACUGUCCCCAUUUACAAAAAAGGUGAUCCAGCAAGUGUACAGAGCUAUAGACCUAUAUCUAUUAUACCAACUUUCGCUAAGGUCUUUGAAACCGCCAUUAAAUUCCAGCUAGUCUCCUAUCUUGAACGCAAUAACCUGCUGUCUAAUCUGCAACACGGCUUCCGUAAAGACAGAUCAACUGUCACUGCCGUCUCUGAGCUCAUACAUCGCGUUCAACAAGCCUUUGAGGAUACCAACACUGUUGCCUUGACAUUAUGUGACUUGAGCAAGGCAUUCGAUUGCGUCUCACAUGACAUUCUCCUUGCUAAAUUAAAUAAAUAUGGGCUGUGCGGUGCAGUUUACGACACCUUUGUCACAUAUUUGGGGAACCGACAGCAGAUCGUCUCAAUAGCCGGAGCUAAGUCCCGAGCUCUCAAUGUUCCUCACGGGGUGCCUCAGGGGUCAGUUGUGGGACCUGUCCUCUUUCUGAUAGCCAUAAAUGACCUUGAACUAGGUGGCAAUGCACUCAGGUUUGCUGAUGACACUACCCUAAUUUCUGUUGGUGACAAUCCAGGAACGGCUUCAGAAAGAGCUGAAGUGAUGUUUAGGGCAGCAAAAGAUUGGUUUGAGACAAACAAACUAAAACUCAACCAAGACAAGACACAAAAAAUCUUGUGUUCACUUCAGUCAAACUUGGCUCAGGACGUUGAUACGGUAAAUCUACUGGGCUUUACGAUCGACCCAAAGCUGAGUUGGAAAGAUCAUGUGGAUAACGUGGCAAAGAAAUUAUCAAGGGUUACACAUCUUCUCAGGAAACUAACAAGACUAGUUGAUAGGGCUUAUCUAGUUGUGGUUUACCACGCAUUAUUUCAUAGUCACGUCACUUACGGUCUUCAGCUAUGGGGUCAUGCAUCCAAUGUCUCCAGAAUCCUUAAACUGCAGAAGAAAGCUCUGAGAAUCAUGACUGGCAGUGGGCGACAGGAGCAUUGCAAGCCUAUUUUUGUUGACUUGGGCAUACUUACCAUACACAGCAACUACAUCCUUCAAUGUGUCAGCUACGUACACUCCAAUGUGCAUACCUUCACCACCAGGCAGCAGGUGCUUGCGCACAACACCAGGCGCAAAGACCACAUUGAUGUGCCCUAUUGCAGGCUCAGUAGGACAAAGGAUGCUUUCCCGGUCAUGGCCCUCAGACUGACCAAUAAGUUGCCGGUUGCAGUUAGGGACUUAAACAAAAACCAGUUUCAAGCCAGGUUAAAGUGUUGGCUAAAAGCUAGGCCAUAUUACUCGCUUAAGGAGUUCUUUGAGGACGACCUCACGGGACUUUAA
Molecule: messenger RNA, 2535 nt
Organism: Macrosteles quadrilineatus (aster leafhopper)
Lineage: Eukaryota; Metazoa; Arthropoda; Insecta; Hemiptera; Cicadellidae
Exons: 3
Coding region: 1-2535 (844 amino acids)
Source: RefSeq, a predicted model, not a curated record